UUUUCUGCAACAAAGAUUCCACAGCAGCAGCAUGGUGAAUCCUUCUACUGAUACUGACCCACUCCAACACCCCUUCUUCACCAAGGGAGCCCCAGUGGAGGUCAGCAGCGACGACGAAGGCUUUCGAGGCGCUUGGUACUCCGCCACAAUUCUCGAAAUCCCUCCCAAGUCCGCUUCCAAGAAGCGCAAGAAGGCCUUGGUUAAAUACAAAACUUUGCUCGCCGAUGUUGGUUCCUCCCCUUUGACGGAACAUGUCGAUCCUGCUUAUAUCCGCCCUUUGCCGCCUAAUGACAAGGGGACUGCUCACCUUGACGUAAAUGACGUCGUUAAUGCGAGCUACAGAGAUGGUUGGUGGACUAGGGUUGUGAGGAAGGUUUUGAAAAAGUCCAAAUACAGGGUUUACUUCGAUAAUCCACCUGAUGUCAUUGAAUUUGAGAGGAAAGCUUUGAGGUUUCAUUGGAGCUGGAUCGACGGCAAAUGGGUUCGCCCUGAAAAGCAGCAAUCGACAGGCUCCAUUUUUAGCUCAGGAACAACUGUGGAGGUAAAUAUCGACAAUGAAAACAUAGGCAAUAUUUGGUACCCUGCAUUAGUCAUAAAAGAAAAUGAGGACAAUACUUUCCUGGUGAAGUAUCAGAACUCUAUGAAUGGUGAUGAGCCUGGGACAGUAAAAGUUGUUGAUUCCCUCCAUAUCAGGCCCGCUUCUCCUCGAUACGCAGAUAGAAACUAUGAAUUGCUGGAAAGAGUGGAUGCAACAUAUAAUAUUGGUUGGCGAAGUAGAGUAAUAACCAAAGUUCUUACAGGAAGAAGGUACAAUGUCUUUUUUAAGCAUGGAAAUGAGGACAAGGGAUUCUAUCACUCAGAUAUCAGACCUAAGGUUGAAUGGACUGAUGGCAAAUGGGUUAGUAAAUCCAAGGAAGUCAUUAUUGCGUCUGAUGAGCAAGAGCAGAUAGGAAUUGCUCUCUGUGAUACCCGAAAGAUCAAGGUGGAUGGAGAACUUGAUAGUUCCUUACCCUCAAAAGGAAACACUGAAGAUAAAACUCCUUUGACAAAGAUGAACAAGAAUGCUGUGGAAAAGUCGACUUCCACUGAUGAAAACAAUGCUUUGAAAACAAGCAAGAAGAAAGUCAAGCUGGAAACAUCAAAUGGUAACACUUCUCACCCACGGCCUUCAAAAAAGCUGACUGAAGGAAAUGCAGUAGAGACACCGGUAUCAGUCACAGGCAAUAAGUUAAAAGAUAUGCCUAGUGAAACAUUGUGUAAAGAAGACACCCCAAGGACUGGUGGUAAAGGUGCUAAAUUCUCGAAGAAAACCGUGAUUGAUGAUGACUCUUGUGCCAAGAUUGAGAGCCCGACAACAGGAGCAACAACUCAAACUGCCUCAAAUGAUGACUGCCUUUUCUGUCAACAUCACCAUUUUAACUGGACAACUAAGAGGCAGAAAGCUGGUUCAGUUGACAGUACGGCAAAUAACCUUGUGAAAAGGAAUGUCAGAGCUAGAAAGUCACCAAGUAAAGGCCCACAGGGUACGGCAGCAGGAAAAGAUGGAGCUACACGGAUUGCUGAAGAAACUAAUGAAGGGACGAUUAAAACAAAAGAAGUUGAAAUGCCCAUCGUCAUAGGAUUAACAGCAAUCACAAAGACUUUACAGGCUGAAAAUUCCCUUCAGAUUCCUAGUGAGGAACCUCAGAAGCUAAUGGGGGAUCAAAAGAAUAAUGUAAAUGAUUCAGUCAUAAAUGAGAACAUGGGAACAAAGGAGCAUAAAGUUGGAGCCAGCAAUCAGAAAAGGAAGAGGGGAAGACCUAGUAGAUCAGUAGUUACAAGUACAAAGGCUUUUGAUGCUGGUAAGGAGCAAAAUGGGGCUGGAGGAAUCACUGAUGAAAAUGCUGUAACAGAUUGUGCGAGUGGUGAUGCUUGUUUGUCAAAAUGUAAAGGGGUGGAUCUGUCAGCCGCUGAAAAUUCUAGAGGAAGGACAAGUGACAAUUACAAAACAAAAGAGGUUCACAUGGCGGCUCCUGGGAUUUUUGAAAUGAUUGAUGAGGAUCGGCCUCUUUCAACUUGGAUAGGAGGAAUGCAUACUUUAGGUGAUGAAGAAUCAAGACUCCACCCUACUAGGCUUGUCAAUGGAUGGAAUGGGGAAAAAGGAUUGGUUGAUGUUCCAAUUGAAUCUCUUACAACUGAUGCUAAUGAUAAAAGUCCAUUGAUUAAUGAUCAGAGUUUGCCUUUUGUGAAGAGAUCACCUGUAUGGCGAACUAUUGACUCUAUGGAUAUCUUCCGAAUUGUGCCUCAAAAACCACAUUUUCUACCUUUGGCUGAAAACAGAGAGGAGUUUCGUGAAGGAUCAGCAAUUGGUAUCAUGGUAACCUUUGCUAGUUUGUUUAAGAAGAUAUCUAUGUUGCAUUUUGAUGAACCUAGAGAUACAUUUGACAGCGUUUCGGAAAGUCUUAGUGACUUGGAAAAGCAUGGAUUUGAUGUUACUAUGCUUCGGCACCGCUUGAAUAAACUACUUUCUAUCAAAGGAGGACAUAAUCAGCAACUAAGGGAGAGAGAAGCUGAAAGGGAGAUAGUUGAGAGUACAAAGGAGAUAUCUAAAUUCGACGAAGAGAUGGAAGAGAUCGAAAAGAAGAUUACCCAGUUACAAGAACAACAUGAGUCCAUAAAAUCGGAGAAGGAGACUAAGAAUCUUAAGGUUGGUAAUUUGAAGCUCCAUGUCAUUGUUCUAAACAAACUUAUUCAGAAUGCGUCUGAUGAGUUUAAGAAAAUAGCUACCGCCUCCUGGAAGUUGCCGUAAUAGACUGAUGGUGGUGCUACUCAACGGUUUCAUCUUCGUACUGCCAAGACCCCUGGAUCACAGGUGAGGGUGGUGGUUGUUAAAUAUGUGGAUGCAAAUUGUAGCGGUUAGCAUAACUUAGUAGAUGAUCUAUUUUGAUUCAUGAAUAUGAAUGUAUUUGCUGUUUCAUGAACAUAAAU
Messenger RNA from Hibiscus syriacus, 2967 nucleotides. RefSeq names its product DUF724 domain-containing protein 6-like. The record is from RefSeq and is a predicted model, not a curated record. Lineage: Eukaryota; Viridiplantae; Streptophyta; Magnoliopsida; Malvales; Malvaceae.